GUCUGCGCUUCUUCCCAAUUUAUGGCCGCGCAGCGGAUGGCCGGUGUUCCGCCCGGCGGCAGCCGCCGGGGACGGCAGCGGGCGGAGCGGGGGAUGUGAGGCCGAAGGGACGAGGAGCGGCCCCGGCACACGGCGGAGACAAUGCGGGAGGCGGGGGGCCGCCGCCGGAGCCCCCCCUCCUAGGGACCCCCCGCCUCGGGACCCCCGGCCAGGUGAGCCCCGGGGGACAGCUUGGGGACACUCCCGCGCCGGGACCCCCGCCCAGGGGACUGCCCGGGGGACAGCGGGGGGACGCGGCCGCCGAGGGACCCCCGCCCAGGUUCAUGUGUGGGGACCAGCCUUAUAUGGACUCCUCGCUCCAGCAAUGGCUCGGGAUUUUCCAGCGGCAGGCGCGGGUUCGGCGCGGCUGAACAAGAUCCAGAAGUGAUCUUUUUUUACUUUUUUUUUUUUUUUUUUUUUUUGGCGUCUCUUCCCCCCUUUUUUUUUUUUUUUUUUUUUUUCCCUGGAGUUACAAACUAUUCCCGAAACCAGCUGCUGCUCCCGCUCUCGGAAUUUUCCCCCGUGGCAGAACAACCACCACCGCAGAGACCCGUCGCUGCGGCCGCUCCUCCCGCACGGCCCCCGCCGCUUAUUUUUCUAUAAAUCCAUAUUAUUACUCUAUUUUUUCCCCCCCUUCCCCACGCGUGCCGUGCCCCCCUCCCUCCCCGUGUCCCUGCGCAGUGUCGCUGUCGCCGCUCGGCGUGUGCGUGCCCAGCCGUGACCCGGCGGCUCGGCCAAGCUGCGGCUCCAACUUUCCCAGGCGGAAUUUGGCCGGAACAUGUCUCUGACCAACACAAAGACGGGCUUCUCGGUGAAGGACAUUUUGGACCUCCCCGACACCAACGAUGAGGACGGCUCGGCGGAGGGCGGCGAGGAGGAGAGCGAGGCGCCCGAGCCGCCCAGGAAAGCGGGAGUUUUGGGACAAACCCCCUUGGACACUGUUCCGACGCUGCCUUUGAAGAGCCCUUUCUAUGAUAACAGCGAUAAUCCCUACACGCGCUGGCUGGCGAGCGCCGAGGGCAUCCAGUACUCCCUGCACGGGCUGGCGGCCGGCGGCGGCGGCCAGGACCCCUCGGCCAAAUCGCCGGAGCCGUCGGCGGACGAGUCGCCCGACAACGAGAAGGAAGCGGUGGGCGGCGGGGACGCGGGCAAGAAGAGGAAGAGGAGGGUGCUCUUCUCCAAGGCGCAGACCUACGAGCUGGAGCGGCGGUUCCGGCAGCAGCGGUACCUGUCGGCGCCGGAGCGGGAGCACCUGGCCAGCCUGAUCCGCCUCACCCCCACGCAGGUGAAGAUCUGGUUCCAGAACCACCGCUACAAGAUGAAGCGGGCGCGGGCCGAGAAAGGUAUGGAAGUGACUCCUCUCCCCUCGCCGCGGCGGGUGGCCGUGCCGGUGCUAGUCAGGGACGGCAAGCCCUGCCACACGCUCAAAGCCCAGGACUUGGCAGCCGCGACGUUCCAGGCGGGCAUCCCGUUCUCGGCGUACAGCGCGCAGUCCCUGCAGCAGCACAUGCAGUACAACGCGCAGUACAGCGCGGCCGGCAGCCCCCAGUACCCCACAGCGCACCACUUGGUACAGGCGCAGCAAUGGACUUGGUGAGGGCUGCGGGCCCCGGGCGCACGCCCCGAACACCGAGGGAAACACUGAAUUAACAGGCACAAACCCAGAGAGAGAGAGAGAGAAAAAAGGAGACAGACUGAUGCUCCAAAAAUUAAAAAAUCGAAACUGCGGGGGAAGGAAUGGCGAGGGAAACGCUAUUAUUAUUAUUAUUAUUAUUGCUAUUAUUAUUAUUAUUGCUAUUAUUAUUAUUAUUAUGGGUUCUUUCCCUCGGCCGUUUCUUUUCCCCUCCAUUUUUUCUGGGGGGGUUCGGUUUCAUUUCGG
Molecule: messenger RNA, 1918 nt
Organism: Passer domesticus (house sparrow)
Lineage: Eukaryota; Metazoa; Chordata; Aves; Passeriformes; Passeridae
Gene: NKX2-2
Product: NK2 homeobox 2
Exons: 3
Coding region: 818-1636 (272 amino acids)
Biological process (GO): cell differentiation; regulation of transcription by RNA polymerase II
Cellular component (GO): nucleus
Molecular function (GO): DNA-binding transcription factor activity, RNA polymerase II-specific; RNA polymerase II cis-regulatory region sequence-specific DNA binding
Source: RefSeq, a predicted model, not a curated record